UGGCAAACUUGCAUUUCGCCCAUGGUGCUGCCGCUGCCACCCGACUUCUUCGAGUGCCCGCCGCUGGCGCCGCACGAGACAUCGGCGCUGCUCACGCUGGCCCAGACCAUCUGUCAGGAGACGGUGCAGAACGCGCUGGUCCUGGACGCGCAGCCGAUCUGGGCCACGAUCGCCAACCCGACGACGCGCCGCCGGGCCCGGCUGCGGCGCGGCCAUGACAGCGUCGAUGCAGCGCGCGAUGCAAUGAGCUGCUACACCCAGGUGCGCGCAACGCUCGAAGACGUUGCCAACGUCUUUCACUGCCGCUCGACGCUGGAGCUACGGACGUUUGGCCGCGUUCUGGGCAAGAGCAUCCUCGACAAAGUCAAUUUGUACACGCUCGUGGACCGGCCGGUAACGCGCGGCAAGGUACCGCACCCGCUGCACUACGUUGGCGUCGAGUGGGCCGCCCUUGACGCGCCCCUCGGAUUUGCGACCCGCGACCUUUGCUACCUCGAGGCCCACGAUGAAUUUGAAUUCGUCGACACGCGGAACCGCAAGCGCCGGGGCUGGGUCCGCGCGAUCCACUCGAUCGAGAACGACGCUUGUCCUUCGCUGCACAAGGCCCACGGACUUGUACGCGCCUCCAUCUAUCGCUCGGGCCAUGUCUUUAUCGAAUCGGAGAGCAAUCCGGAGAUGCUCGACUACUACAACGUUCUCGUCGCCGACCCGCGCGGUCAGUUUGUCCCGCGUGCUGUGACCCAGCGCUGCAUGAAGGCCCACGUCAGCCAGGCGUUGAAUCUGGAAGAGCACUUGUUCCUGCUACGCCUCCAAGCUGAAACGACCGACACGAGCAUGUCCUGGAACACGGCCGUGACAUCCUCGAUCAAGUCGACUGCGUUUUGCGCCUGCUGCGACGCCAAAUUCGGCCUCUUUCUCGGGCGCAAGACGUGCGACCAGUGCAGCCGGAUCGUCUGCAAGGCGUGCUCAGGGCGCUGGACCAAGGCGACCGGCGCCAAGCCCGUGACGGUCUCCAUCUGCAAGCGCUGCUCCAAACGCCUUGGCGACCCGGAACCCGUGCCAUUGGGCACCGUGACCCAAGCGCUGCAAGCCGCGACGCAGUACAACCUACGGUCGACGCGCGUGCCGGCGCCCCGCAGGCCGCCAAUCGCACGCAAGCAAAUGCCAGAGCCGUCGGACGAUGGCGGGCACGACUCGGAUGUCAUUAUGCUCUGGGACGACGGCCAAGCAUCCAAGCGCGGGGGCACCUUUACGUUCUUGUCGUCGUCCACGUCGCUCCACCAUACGCUGCGGUCGAACGCGUCGGGCUACCAGAGCACGUUUUGCUCGUACCAGUACUCGGACGACGGCGUCCCGCGCGUGGUGCGGACGGUCGUGGCGCCGCCAAGCGCCGCGGGCGUAGAGAUGACUCCACCUUGUGUGUCGCCGGCCAACUCGGACUACGACGAUGUGUUUGAUGCUGUCUUGGAGUUUGUCACGGCGCAUGAGCGCGAGCAAGCGAGGACACGUAGCGGCCUCGCGAGUUUGCCGUUUGUGGCCGUCGCGGGCUGGGCCGGCCUCGUCCAGCUCGAGCGCUCCAAGGCCAACCACCCGCCGCGCGGCUACGCGUUCAUCACGGGCUCGAUGGACGACAUGGUCAUGGACACGCUGCAGACCGGCGACCUCGUCUUCUUCCAGCGCAACUGCGCGUACCUGCCGCCAAAGGACGGUCUGAGCUGCUUCUUGUCCUCGCGGGUCGAGGCCUGGCAGGCGCGCUACAACCACGUCGGUUUUAUCCUUGUCGACCGGCUCGGCGAAAAGUUCAUCGUCGAAGAGACGUACGCCGGCGUCAAGUGCCGGCCGUACAGCGCCCGCAUCCUCACGUCGCUCUCAACCGAGAUUGUCGUAGUGCCCCUCAAAGUCAAACGGACGAUCGCCAUGCAACAAGCCGCCAACCAGUUUGUGCAAGAAAACGUCAAUCGACCCUCUCGCUUUACGCUGCAGCACGUACUCGAGCACCUCUCGACGUCGACCACGUCGGGCAGCACGCCCGUCCAUCCGUCGGCCGGACUCGUCGCCGAAGUGUAUGCGCGCAUGGGCCUUCUGCCAGCGCAGGUGACGCCAGGCUACCUCCACCCGUCGUCGGCCACGAUCAAGGACUGGAGUGCGUACCGCCGCGUACAGCUCCUCCACGACGCCGAGCUGAGCCAAAUGCUGCCAAUCCGCCUCUUGUAAUCGCAUUUGAUCAUGGACGAUAUAACACGAG
This is a messenger RNA of Saprolegnia parasitica CBS 223.65, 2245 nucleotides long. RefSeq lists its product as hypothetical. The coding region runs from base 22 to 2214 and encodes 730 amino acids. The record is from RefSeq and is a predicted model, not a curated record. Lineage: Eukaryota; Oomycota; Saprolegniomycetes; Saprolegniales; Saprolegniaceae. The transcript has 10 exons. Gene Ontology annotation, molecular function: metal ion binding.